AUGGAUAGACUUAUCAGAAAUUAUAUGACAACAUUAAAUGAGUCAACCUCUUCUAAUGAAGAAGAACUCAAAGAAAUUACUUCUUCUAUAAUACAAUGUUUAAAAAAUAACCAAGGAACAUUAUUAUCAGUUGUGCAGCAAUUAGGCGACUUUCUUACCAGUGAAGAUGCAACCUUUCGUUCUAAAGGUGUCAAUCUUUUAUCGGCUAUUUUAAUUGAAUGUCCAAGGGAACUAGUGAAUCAAACUGUUGUAAAUGUUUUAGUAGAAUUUUAUUGUGAAAGAUUAUCAGACACAGAGAGUGUACCAGAACUUGUCAAAGGAUUAUACGCACUUUCACAAUUUGAGACUUUUGGAGAUGAAAAUUCCAUUAGAAAUAUUUUCUACAUUAUAUGUUCAAAACUUUCUUCAAACGACAAGACAUUAUCAUUGAAACAAAUAGAAUCAGAGUUUAUCGCUGGUUUUAUUCAAGUGAUGGAUGGUGAAAAAGAUCCAAGAAAUUUAUUGUUGGCAUUUUUUUUAGUUAAAUCGAUAAUCAGAGAAUUUGAUAUUUCUAAUAAUAUAGAGGCAUUAUUUGAAGUGAUAUUCUGUUACUUUCCAAUUACAUUUAAACCCCCACUUGACGAUCCAUAUGGAAUUACUGCUGAGGAUUUAAAAAUUGCUUUAAGGGAGUGUUUAUCCAGUACUCCAUAUUUCGGAAAAUCUGCAAUGCCGUUACUAAUUGAAAAAUUAAGUUCAAGUUCUGGAAACGCAAAGAAAGAUUCUAUGGAAACAAUAGCAGUUUGUGCUCCAGUUUAUGGAGCAAACUCUUUAAUAGAAUUUUUAGAUGUUUUAUGGGAUGAAAAUAUUGCGCUUGAUACAAUACGUAGUAUUGUUUAUACACUAUCAAUGGAAGUGGUUGAAAAAUCAGAGCACCUUAAAGAAUUCUUAAAGAUUAUUGUAGAUGAAUGUAUGGAGAAUAUAGAACGGCCGGAAUUAAAAUUGGCUAAACCUAAUUACGAUUUCACUACACCAUUAAUUUCAUACAAAGAUGAAUUACUUGAAAUAUUUAGUUCAGCGUUAUUAUCAAUUAAUGAAUAUAAUGAAUUAAGAUCGAUCGGAGUAAAUGGUAUAUAUAAUAUGAUAUUGUUAGAUAAAUUUCUAUCAGAUGAUGAAAUAUCAAUCCUAUUGCAGUAUUAUAAUCAAAUUAUUUUAAAUGAACUUGAUCAAGAACUAUUUGAUGAAACUUUAAAAUUAUUAUCGGAUAUUUCCAAGUAUAAAUCGAAUUUGAUAUUAGAGAUUACUUUACCAAUAAUUUUGGACAAACUUCCAAAUAAUGAGAAUGAUCUCAUAACAAAUAAUAUUCAUUAUGAUGAUAAAUUAUACAUAAGAUUGUUAAAGGCUUUAUCAGAAUUAUCAAUUCAACCGAUUCUAUUUGAAAAUUAUUUACCAAAUAUAUUAAAGACCAUAAAUAAUUUAGAUGUCGAUCCAAUUUCAUCAAUUGAAAUAGUUAAUGAUUACUUAGAAUCUUUACUUAAUUCAUUACUGAUGGUAUUAACUAAAAAAACACAAUUGAAUUAUAAAGAAUCUAUAAAUUAUCAUGAGAUAAUAAUAAAAAAUUUACUAUUAAAAUGUAUUCAACCAACUUUGUCAAGUGAAGAGAAACAUGAGAAUUUAUAUUUCAAUCUGAAUAUUAUUAAGAUAAUUGGUGAUAUUUUAUCAUUGCUGAUCAGAAAUUUAAAUGUUAGUGAACAAACAUUAAUGGUAAAUGAGAUUUUUAAUUUGUUUACAAAAGGAAGUUUAGACUAUAUAAAUUAUAGUAAUAAGGAAUCAUUAACAUUCAAUCCAUUAUCGAUUGAAUCUAAUGUAACUCAACAAAAUUUAAUAUUGCUAUUUACUUCAAUAGUGGGAUCAAUUAAACCAAAAGCUAAACUUCCAUUGGAAAAUAUUUCUGAAUUUUUAUCAAACAUGCAAAAUUUAAUAUUGUCAACAACAAAUAAAAUACAACAAAAUUCCUUAUGCCAAUUAUUUGCUUGUAUCAUAAAUAAAUGGGAAAAUGAAAAUGAAUUAAAUAAUUAUGUGAAAGAAAAUGUUUUGGAAAAUUUAAUGAAUCAUAUUACUAUUAAUUACAACAACAUUAAUGACAAUGUUGGUAAUACAAGAGAAAUUUCAUUAAAUUUAUUUUUAUGGAUAUCAAAAGCUUUAAUAUUACGUACAAAUGAAUUGGGUUAUGAAUGUGUUAAUUGUAUUAUAAAAUUAUUUAAUGAUGAAUCUUUGGCAAAGAAAGCAUCAAAUGGAUUUGAAAUAUUGAUUGGUGAAAGUGAAACAUUAAAUAAAGAAGCGUUUGUUAUAAUAAAGUUAUUGUAUAAACAAAAAUUUUUCAAUUUUAGUGUUACAAAAUUAGUUGAAGGAUUUAAAAUUUCGAACGAAGUUCGUAUAUCAGCAUUACAAUGUUUAGGUUUAUUACCUGAUAAGUUGGCAUUUGACAUUUUAUUUCCAUUCAAAAAUAAAAUAAUUAGAGAAUUGAGUUUUGUAUUGGAUGAUAAAAAAAGAUUGGUCAGAAGAGCAGCUGUUGAUUGUAGAAGUAAAUGGUAA
Messenger RNA from Entrophospora sp. SA101, 2571 nucleotides. The record is from the annotation of a GenBank genome assembly. Lineage: Eukaryota; Fungi; Glomeromycota; Glomeromycetes; Entrophosporales; Entrophosporaceae.